AUGGGAAUAGAGAAUUUACUAAAUUUUUUAAAGCCUGCUUUAGUUGAAAGAUGUAUAGCAUAUUAUCGUGGUAAAACUGCGGCUGUAGAUGCAAUGUCAUGGCUUUAUCGUGGUUGUUAUUCUUGUGCAUAAGAUUUAAAUUAAGAUAUUGAAACAAAUGAUUAUCUUUAUUAUGUUUUAAAAAUGGUAAAUAGAUAUAAGUUUAUAAUUAGUUAAUGAUGUUAAGAGAAUAUGAAAUAACACCAAUUUUAAUAUUUGAUGGUCGUAAUUUAAGAGCGAAAGAAAAGACUGAAUAGAUGAGAAAAUAAAUAAAAUAACAAAACUUAUAAAAAGGAAAAGAAUUAUAAGAAAGUGGAAAUUAAGAAGAGGCAAAAAAAUACUUUUAAAGGUGUUUAAAAAUAAGAAAGAAAAUGAUGUAUACAACAUUUGAUGUGUUGAGAGAAUAAGAUAUAAAAUAUAUUAUAGCGCCAUAUGAAGCUGAUGCUUAGAUUGCUCAUAUGUGUUUAAGUGGAUAAUGUGAUUUUGCCAUAACUGAAGAUGUAUCUAAAUUUAUUAUAUAAAUACAAGAGUGAUUUAAUUUGUUAUUAAUGUCCUUUAAUUGUUUUUAAGUUAUAAAGUAAUGGAGCAUGUUUUGAAUUAGAAUUAUCUAAACUUAAACAAUCAAGAUCAAAUAGAGCUCAUAUUAAAAAUGAUGAUGUGAGAUAAUUCUUAUCAUUUAAAGAUGAAUAAAUUAUUGAUGUAUGUAUUAUGAGUGGAUGUGAUUAUCUUCCAUCUAUUAGAGGUAUGGGAAUCAAAAAGGCUUUGAAUUUUAUGUCCAAAUAUGAUGACAUUACUAAUAUUAUACUCAAAAUCAAAAAGAAUAAAUCAUUUAAUUCAAAAAUUCCAUUUGAAUAUGAAAAAAUUGUUAAAGCAACUAGAUUAAUUUUUUAAUUUUAAACAGUUUAUUGCUCAAAUACUAAAAAAUGGAUAUCACUUAAUCAAAAUAAAUUUCAAUAGUUUCUUUCAAAUUUAUAAGAAAAUCAUUUCUUACCUCUUGAUUAAAUUUAAUAAUUAAUUGGAGAAAAAAUUAAUGAAGAUUUACAAUUUCAAUUUAGUAAUGGAGACUUAGAUAUUAAGACUUUAGUUUUUAGAGAAAAAGUUAAAAUCAAUUUUGAUUAACUCUUUAAAAGAUUUUAAAGGAGAUUUGAAAAUUCUAAAUAAUAAAUUAUUGAUAUUGAAACUAAGUAAAGAGUGUCUUAAUUUCUAUAAACUUAAGAUAUAGAAAAUCUACCAGAAUUUAUUGAAAAACCUUCCAUCAAUUUAAAAGAAUAACAAUUUUUACCACCAAAACGUUAGUAGAUUUAGAAACAAGAAUUUAAUAUAUUUUAAUUAUGUGAAGAGAUUUUUGAUUAAUAGGAUAAUAUAAUUUAAAAGAAUUAAAAUAAUAUAGAUCAUUUAGAUAUAAUGAAAGAAUAAUCAGUAGAUGAUGAUCUCUUUAAUUCAAAUCGUAAAAUCUUAUAAAAUACUAAAAUGAAUCAAAAUGAAUCAGAUUCCAAUCAAAAUUCAUCUGAACCACAGCACAAUCCAUUCUUAAUUAAAUCUAAAGUAAUAAAUACAUAAUGCUUAAGUCAAGUAUAAUUUAACUAUUAUAAUUUUAGAUAAAAAGCAAUCCUACAUUAGAUAAGUCAACUUAAAAAAAGUCAUAAGUAAAAUCUAUAGAAAAAGUACUCAAAUAAACUUAAUCAACUAUAUUUAGUUUUGUUAAAAAAUGA
Messenger RNA from Paramecium sonneborni, 1751 nucleotides. The record is from the annotation of a GenBank genome assembly. NCBI's taxonomy places the organism in Eukaryota, Ciliophora, Oligohymenophorea, Peniculida, Parameciidae.